Messenger RNA from Coregonus clupeaformis (lake whitefish), 2742 nucleotides. It is a transcript of the gene efr3ba, whose product is annotated as EFR3 homolog Ba (S. cerevisiae). The transcript is spliced from 22 exons. Gene Ontology annotation, cellular component: plasma membrane. NCBI's taxonomy places the organism in Eukaryota, Metazoa, Chordata, Actinopteri, Salmoniformes, Salmonidae. Gene Ontology annotation, biological process: protein localization to plasma membrane. Bases 255 to 2678 code for a protein of 807 amino acids. The record is from RefSeq and is a predicted model, not a curated record.
CUGGCUUUCAGAGGGUGUGAUUGUACCCGUGUGUGUGUGUGUGUGUGUGCACAGGCAUUGUUCUCGAGUACAAGCUCAGUGCGGCCGCAGCCAAGGUCAUAGGAGCCUGGUCACAUGCACAGUGUGUGAGCGGAGCAGCGAGGCAGCGAGGUAACGAGGCAGCGAAGGUAGCGAGCGAUCCAGUGAGUGUGAAGAGUAGCGUCUCUCUCGAUGUGAAAAGCAAGGGGGUGGGGAUCUCAUCAAUUCAUUCAUCCAUGUACGCAGGUCUGUGUGGAUGCUGUGGGGCUUUGAGACCUCGCUAUAAGAGGCUGGUGGACAACAUCUUCCCAGAGGACCCAGAGGAUGGUCUCGUGAAGACUAACAUGGAGAAGCUAACGUUCUAUGCUCUGUCAGCUCCAGAGAAGCUGGACCGUAUCGGAGCCUACCUAUCUGAAAGACUGUCCAGAGACGUGGCCCGACACAGAUACGGGUAUGUGUGUAUCGCCAUGGAGGCAUUGGACCAGCUGUUGAUGGCGUGUCACUGUCAGAGCAUCAACCUGUUUGUGGAGAGUUUCCUCACUAUGGUCCGCAAGCUGCUGGAGGCCGACAAACCCAACCUACAGAUACUGGGAACCAACUCAUUUGUGAAGUUUGCCAACAUCGAGGAGGACACUCCGUCGUACCACCGCAGUUACGACUUCUUUGUGUCACGUUUCAGCGAGAUGUGUCACUCCAGCUACGAAGAUCCUGAUGUACGCACCAAGAUCCGUAUGGCAGGUAUCCGUGGUCUCCAGGGUGUGGUGAGGAAGACAGUGAAUGAUGAGCUGCAGGCUAACAUAUGGGAGCCUCAACACAUGGAUAAGAUAGUCCCCUCUCUACUGUUCAACCUGCAGGACCCCACAGACAGUGGUUCCCCUGGCUGUGAGAAGGAGAAGGAGAGUCCAGCAGAGCUGACUGAGAGAUGCUUCAGAGAGCUGCUGGGUAGAGCUGCCUACGGGAACAUCAAGAACGCUGUGAAACCUGUACUAAUGCACCUGGAUAACCAUUCUCUGUGGGAGGGGAAGAGCUUUGCUGUCCGCUGCUUCAAGAUCAUCAUGUACUCUAUACAGUCACAGCACUCUCACCUGGUCAUCCAGCAGCUUCUAGGUCAUCUAGAUGCCAACAGUAAGAGUUAUGCCGCAGUGCGUGCUGGGAUAGUGGAGGUCCUGUCUGAGGCUGCUGUCAUUGAAGCCAGUGGCUCUGUGGGUCCAACAGUGCUGGAGGUAUUUAACACCCUGUUGAAACAGUUGAGGUUGAGUGUGGACUAUGAACUGACUGGGUGCUGUGACCCGUAUUCCAACAACAAGACCACUACUGACCAGGAGAGACAACUACAGGAGGCUGUCAUCAAGACCAUUGGAUCCUUUGCCAACACAUUGCCUAUUUACCAGAGGGCAGAGGUCAUGCUGUUCAUCAUGGGGAAGAUCCCUGUUCCUGGGAUGUACCCUGCCCUGGGCUCACCUAUCGCUGGGUUUGAAGGCAGUAGGAUGAUCCAAGUCAUGCUGUUGAAGUCUCUACUGCAGGUGACAGAGCGUUAUGAGAGUAGUAACAUGCUGACAGCUCUCCCCUCGUCCUUCUUGGAGCCUCUCCUCUCUUUCACUCUGAUGGAGGAUCCUGAGAUUCGCCUGCUGGUGCUCUCCAUACUCAUCAGCCUCAUAGACAGACACCAAAACACACACAAGUUCACCUCCCUCAGCAUCCUCUCAGACAUCUCAGUCCUCAAGCUGAAGGUGGACAAGUGUUCCAGACAGGACAACCUUUUCAUGAAGAAGCAUGGCCAGCGUCUCUACAGACACAUCUUCCUGGCGUGUUCAGAAGAGAACAGUGGGCGGAGCCACUACCAGGCUCUCUACAUCCUAUUGGCUCUCCUCAGCGUGGAACUGGCCAAUGAGGAAGUGGUGGUGGAUCUGAUACGCCUGGCCCUCGCACUGCAGGACCUGGCCCUGGCCAAUGAUGAGAGACUUUCUCUGUAUAAUCGAUGUGCUGUCCACGCCCUCUCUGCUGCCUACCUCAGCCUUAUCUCUCAACUCACCACCGUCCCUGCAUUCUGCCAGCACAUCCAAGAAGUGAUAGAGCUGAGACAGAAGGAGGUACCCCAUCUGCUGCCUGAAGACAUCUUUAUUGAAACCCCCAGAGUUCCAGAGUCUCUAGAGAGAGUGGAGGGAGAGGUGUUCUUCCAGCAGUUUAAGAUCGCUGAGGUGCUGGGAAGGAGUGGCUACAACAUAGACAUCCUGAACACACCGUUCACACCCCAGAUCACAGACGAGGACCGCCUGUCAAAGAGGAAAAGUAUAGGAGACACCAUCUCUCUACAGAUGGACAUGGACCCACGCUACAGCCCUGAGAGAGAACAGAAGUCUCCAGCAGAGCAGAUCACCUUUGAGACUCUGAAGAAUGCCAUCGUGGAUAGUGUGAAUGGUGAAGAGCAGGAGAGGGAGAAGAGGAGGCUGGUGGUAGAGAGGUUUCAGACCGCCCCCUUCGAGGAGAUUGCCGCCCACUGUGGGGCCAGGUCCUCCCUGCUACAGAGUAAGCUGGACCAGAUCUUUGAGCUGACCAUCAGGCCACCUCCCAGUCCCUCUGGCUCCGCCUCCCAAGGCCAGACCCCCACCCGCUCUGUUCCCGUCUACGAGAUGAAGUUCCCUGACCUCUGUGUUUACUAGAGACACACACACACACACACACACACACACACACACACACAAACACACACACACACACAAACAC